UGAUAGUGAAUGGUGUUCUUUUGGUUUUGAAGGUAUGUUGUAUGCAGAAAUCUGAGUCCUGGAGCCAUUACAGUGUGGAACAUAGUGAAAUCGAAGUGCAAAGGCAGUGCAGUAAGAGUGGAGAGAGGGCUGGUGGAGAACACAGACAUUGUGCUGGUUAGAGAUAUGAAACUCUUUGUCCUGACAGACAAGGGGAUGGCUCCCUUUACAGACCCUCCACUAUCCAUUUUUCAGACCCUUCUUAUUUAUGACCUUCUGAAAAAGAAAUACGUAAAGAAACAGACAGGCCUUUACAUCAUUCCUUGCCAAAAUCACGAGUACAAGAUUCUUGAGGGAGAACUGUUACUUGGCCUCUCUGAGAAUAGAGACCAUAUGAUCAUUUGGAACUUGGAAAGUGGAUUUAUAAAGGAGCGGAUAAGGCCAGAGUAUCAAGACAAGCCUCCCUUGCAAACCACUCUGCCUGGCCAGCUUGUGUCAAAGGAUGCUGUGGACCUAUACAAGGAUAUGCUGCUCAAAAGGGAAAGAGGAAAGGGAGCCACAGUACUUCAGGCCCCCCAGGGAAGGCAUGAUAAGAGUAAGAAAGGAAAGAAAAGGAGGUCAGACAAAAAUGUAAGAGAGGACCCUGGAAAGCUACAGCAGCUUGCAAAUGAGAAAUAUAAUGCUAUUGAUGAGUACCUGCUCAGUGGAGAUGAAAAGGUAAUAGUGUGUUCGUAUUAUGCACACCACCUUUCUGUGUUCAGUUUGAAAACCCUGUCCCACCUCCAUACACUUGAAAGUAGAACAUCCAUGCUCUUCUUGCACAAUGCCGCUUUGACCUAUACUGGCAACUACCUGGUGCUUUCCAACUACAGUGAUGAGGAGAAAAUCAGCUAUAUCACAUUGUGGGAUUUACAAACUGGAAAGGUUAAAAAGAGAUUAAAAAAUGAGCCAAAUGUGUGCUGUGUGGCCAUUACAGAUGAUGCCAGUCGGAUUGUUUUUGGUGUCAUGGUGGAAAACAGGAUUAAAGUUUGGGAUCCAUUUGAACAUGGGCACAAGGCUAUUUCAGGUUAUGAAAGCCUUCAUCUCACUGUGAACAGCAAACUGCAUGUGUUGGAACGAGGUGCAAAAGCAGUUCUGCUUGCAGGUGAGGUAAGCCUAUGGGACUUGCACAGUUGCACAGUAAUGUCAGUCUUUACACCUGACAGCAAAAUCUCCUGCCUAACAGUAGCAUUGGACAGAAAAACUAUUCUUCUGGGGGUGAGCGACAGCCCUGCUCUUAUCACUCUGAAGACAUCCAGUUCUAAAGCACCUGUAAGUUCUACUGAAAGAGACUUAUUUGGAGAAGAAUCUACUAGCAGUGAAGAAGAACCUGAAGAAAACUAGAAGUUCAAACAAAAAACUUAGAAGCAUGCACUCUUAAGGACUGGAUCCACAACAGGGACUUAAGUUGGAGUGUUGCAGGAUUUAGGUUCCCUAAAAGAUAAGUGGGGAGCUGCUAGGAAAUGCUGAGGAGAGAAUGAACCUGAAGUCCUGCAUUUCACAAGGACUUAAGCACACCCCUGCAGUUUGGAGAUGAAUGCCAUGCUCUAACUGGAAUUCACAACUGAACCUUCUCCUGGAAUGAGAUGCCGCAUCCAGGAGGUGCCUCAUGCACAGGAGUUAGUCUAGUAGUUUACCAGAUAGAUGAUGCUCAGGCUUCCAGAAUCAAGGUUGAAUGAGUGGCACACUGUCAGUCCAUGGGCCAAAUCUAGUGUGGCUGGUCUGCAGGGGUGAUGUGGCAUGGGGCCAUAUCAUCCAACUCAUAGGGCUCCCCCUGGAUCUGGGAACCUGUUGGAGAAGUGAUGGUCACAGCUUCUACAGCCACUGUUCUCUCACUGCCAAAUUUCCAGAUCCAUGGGGAACCUUGUAGGCCAGAGAUUGAGCACUACUGGGUUAGUUCAUUCAGCCAGAAUGUGGCAGACCUGGAUUAUAUUGUCUGCCUGGAAACAACCCCCCCCCCACAAAAACACCUCAACUCAAGUCUUGGAAGGCAGCCAAAAGCACCAGGCUAGACCAUCCUGAGCUGGGAUUCUCAGUCAUAGUCAAAGCUACUGUAUUUACUCAAAUCUAAGAUGACACCCAAUAAUUAGAUGCUAUGCAAGGAAAAUUUAUC
Messenger RNA from Gavialis gangeticus (Gharial), 2131 nucleotides. RefSeq lists its product as uncharacterized. The transcript is spliced from 8 exons. The record is from RefSeq and is a predicted model, not a curated record. Lineage: Eukaryota; Metazoa; Chordata; Crocodylia; Gavialidae. The coding region runs from base 166 to 1362 and encodes 398 amino acids. Gene Ontology annotation, molecular function: protein binding.